CGUCUCCUGGGACUAUUCCGACUCAGGCGAGAUAAACCUCACUUAGAACUACACGUUCACAAGCCACAAACACUUCCUCUGAGGCAAUAAACAUCACACCAAUGUCUUCCUCACGAGAUGCGCGGGUAGAGGAUACCUACGAGUUGCAGAACGAUCAGAGGCUGGAGGAAUUGCAUUCCAAACUUCGCACACUACGCGGCGUUACAUCAGACAUCUACGACGACGUCGAGCAGCAGAACUCUGCCCUCGACAAUGCGCGCGACGCCUUCUCGUCGUUCGGCAACUCCCUCGCGCAGACCUCACGAAGAGCCGGACAGGCAUUCGGCCUAACACCCGGUGGUGUGAAGCAGUUGCGGACAAUAGGUUACUGCGCUGCCGCUGUCAUUGGGCUGUGGAUUCUAUGGAAGAUACUAGGAUGGUUUUGGCCUUCGGGCGCAACCUCGCCAUGACACCCGAUCCCAUCGUUGUGCCAUGGGUGGUAUCUCGACUGUUGUACUGUAUGACCCAUCCAUCUUAUUAACAUAUACCCUCGCACUCUUGAUAU
Messenger RNA from Dichomitus squalens LYAD-421 SS1, 544 nucleotides. RefSeq lists its product as uncharacterized. Gene Ontology annotation, biological process: intra-Golgi vesicle-mediated transport. The coding region runs from base 102 to 449 and encodes 115 amino acids. The record is from RefSeq and is a predicted model, not a curated record. Lineage: Eukaryota; Fungi; Basidiomycota; Agaricomycetes; Polyporales; Polyporaceae. The transcript is spliced from 3 exons.